UAGUCAGGUCUCGAUAUUUAGCUAAUAAUAUUGUUUUAAGUCAUUUACAGGAGUUAUAAGUGAAAUCCGUUCACCCGGAGAACUAAUGGCUAAAUGGCGCGUGCAAUUAGUUUGCAUCUGUGGGCUGGAAAACCAAAGAAUUUUCUUUGCUUCUUCAAGCAUGUGAGCCGCACAAGGGGGUAAAGAUGGUGAAACGUGGUUUCCUUACAGCCACACUUCAUUAGAGGAAUGUUCAAGCAUCGAGCAGAUUCUAUUUGCAUUUCAGGCAACUGCAAACAAUUAGGUUAGAAGAGAAAUGGUAAUCAUGUCACAUAUUCAGGGUUCCAAGAGAGAAAUUAAUGACAAGGGAAAUUAUCAUCACUGGAUCUAUGGGAAUUUAAGCUACGAAAUUGGUGUUGGUGAAUGGUAGCUGCAUACAGUUCUUGAGAUGAGGAUGAAGAUGAUUUGAUGAUAACAGAUUUGGUGAGUUGAAUCUGUUGGUACUCACAAUGGAAUUGCCUGAGAUAGUGGUCAAAUUGGUGGAAGAGAUUAACGGUAGCAGGAGACGAAAUUGGCUGAAUCGUUGAUGUUUACACAACAACAUCGAUUGAUGGUUUGAGUUCGAUUGCACAACAAAGAAAGGGUCAGCAACAUCAUCGAAAUUGAGAAGGCUUGAUACAGAUCUGAAUUCAUUCUACAAAAACGAAGUUAGGUUAUAAUGGUGGUUGUGCACGAGAAGUUAAGCAAUAGAUUUUGGGGAUCUCUGGAAAUGGUACGGGCCGAAAUUGGGGUUCUCAGAGUUGACUGCCAGAUUUGGUGAGAUAGUUUAUUAAGAGUUAGGGAAUGUUCUCGAAUACCAAAUCAAUGUUGCUGCUAUUUGUUAAUGGCUGUAAGUGAUGGGGUUAAUGGUGCUUUUUGAAUUCAAGAAAGACGUGAAGCUGGGAAGACUAGUAAUGGUGCUCUAGGGGUUUAUUUUGGCAGCAACAAGACAGGAAGUUGGUUGUUCUUGAUGGAUGAUUCAAUGGAACACAGUGAUGAUGUUAUAGUACCUCGAAUGAGUUUGUUUUACUGGUGGUGAUUGAAUUGAGUAUAGCUGGUUAUUAUGAACUCUGAGUUGCGUUGGUUGUUGCACAGCAAAAUGGAAUUGGGGUUUAGUUCGGCAACAGGAAAUGGAUUGAGUUGGUUUAUAUGUGGCUGUGUAAUCGACUGAAAUUGAAGAAGUUAAGUGUCCGUUACAGGCAGCAGAAAUAGUGAACUUUGGUUGAUGUUUACAUUGACUGAAUUGUGACGAAUUACAGGAAGAGAGCUGUUUCUAUCGAGUCAAAUACAGGAGUAAGAUAGGAUUAAGAUUUGGCGACAUUAGGAGUUGGAUACGAAGAAGGAAGCAGGUGCUACUGUUUCAGUUGUGAGUAGGUUGAAAUAUCGUCGAAAUAACGCAACUUCGGUAACAUUGUAUCUGUCUCUUGUUUUCUUUUUUUAGUAUCAUCUUGUUACUGUUUGUGUUCUUCCUGAUUUUGCAAGUGCAUGCAAUAUUCUAGGUCUGGUCAUUUUAAUCGACUGCGUAACUAUCACCGUUUUACUAAUAGGGUAUUAAAGAAUCACCAUAGUCAUCCAAUGGAAGGUGAAGCUGAGAGUUCUAGCGGCUUCAGCCUCAGCCAAUGCUAAUGGACCUAGAACCCUUAGGUAUUAUUAGCAGCCGGAAAAGACUUCAACACCCUCCUAUAUAGUUCUUCCGGCUAAUGCUGGCAAUGUGUCGAUAAAAUAUGGGUAUAUACAAGCACAACCUAAGUUUCAUGGGUUGGACUCAAAAAGUCCAUAUAUACAUUUGAAAGAUUUUGACGAGGUCUGUGCAACUAUGCCUUUUGUUGCUGCGGCUCAAGAUGUGCUGAAACUGAAAUUGUUUCCAUUUUCUCUAAAGGAGAAAGCCAAGACUUGGCUGCAUUCUUUACGACCAAAUACCAUUAGGACGUGGAAUGAAAUGACUAGGGAGUUUUUGAAAAAGUUUUUUCCGGUACAUAAAACCAUCACUCUUAGGAAAUAUAUCAUGGAUUUUUCUCAAAAGGAAAAUGAGCCGUUUUUCGAGUGUUGGGAAAGAUUUAAAGACUUGAUUUCUAGAUUCCCUCAUCAUGGUUAUGAAAUUUGGAGAGUAAUUAAUUUCUUUUAUGAUGGUUUGAAUUCAUGUAUGCGUCAGUUUGUUGAAAUGAUGUGUAAUGGGAAAUUUCUGAAUAAGUCACCUGAUGAUGCUUGGACUUACUUCGAUUCGCUAGCAGAAAAAGCCCAAAAGUUGGGACACUUCAGGCACAACGGAUGGAAAUAAGUCCAAACCUUUAUCUAGUUCUAUGCCUGGAAUGUAUGUGUUGAAAUGAAGAACAUGACUUGAAUGCUAAGAUUGCUAGUUUGCAUAGAAAAGCUAAUGCGAUUCAGAGACCAAAUGUAGUUAAGGUAGCUGACCCGGUUGAACAUGCUUGUGGUAUUUGCGAAAGUCUGGAACACUACACUAAGGAUUGUCCUACAAUUCCAGCAUUUCAGAAAGUGUUACAUGACCAAGCGAAUUCCAUGGAUACUUAUAAAAGACCGUUUAGCUCCCCAUAUUCAGAAACGUACACUCCAAAUUGGCGAAACCAUCCUUAUUUUAGUUGGAGGAAUGGUCCUACAGUGAAUGGUGUUAAUGUUCCCCAAGGGUCUUCAUCUAGUAACCCUUAUGUGCCACCUCAUAAGAAUAAUCUUGAGGAUACUUUACAAACUUUUAUGCAGGGACAGACACAUAUAAAUCAGAAUGUUAUGAAGAUUUUAGAUGAGCUGAAAACUAGCAUAGUUAGAAUUGAAUCACAUCUUAAUGUUAGGGAGAAAUGGGCAUUGCCUGCCCAAACUCAACCUAACCCCAAAGGCACAUUUGAAGUUAAAAAUUCUAACUUGGAGCAAGCUAAUGCUGUCACGACUCUUAGAAGUGCUAAGGUGAUAGAGACUCCAAUGAAGGUAAACGAACUUGAGAAGUCUCCAAAACCCAAGGGCGGUGACUGUCAUAGUGAUACUGAAAAUGAAAAUUUUGAUGUUGAUAAGAAAAUGCAUGCUCCAUUUCUUCAUCGUUUGUUAUCUACUAAACCAUUGGCUGAUAAUAAGGAUAUUCUUGAUGUUUUUCAGCAGGUGAAGAUCAAUAUACCUCUCUUGCGUGUGAUUAAGCAAUUUCCAUCCUACGCCAAGUUCUUGAAGUAUCUUUGCACGGUCAAGAGGAAGCACAAUGUGCAGGAAAAAGCAUUUCUCACGGAACAAGUAAGUUCUAUUCUUAAAUACAAUACUCCUCCCAAAUAUAAAGAUCCGGGAUACCCUACUAUUUCUUGUAUAAUAGGGGAUUUCAUGAUCAAACAAGCACUUCUGGAUUUGGGAUCUAGUGUAAACCUCCUACCGUUCUCGGUUUAUGAGCAGUUGGGUUUAGGUGAAUUAAAACCCACCUCUGUCACUUUACAACUUGCGGAAAGGUCCGUCAAAGCACCAAAAGGGAUAGUUGAGAAUGUGGUAAUUCAAAUUGAUAAAUUUUACUAUCAUGUUGAUUUUAUCUUUUUGGCUUCACUUGGAAUAGUGUUAUAUCUAGUGCUGCACUUUGAUUCUUUUAUCUAAACUAUCUUAAGACCCAGUUCAGCUUA
Messenger RNA from Papaver somniferum (opium poppy), 3620 nucleotides. RefSeq lists its product as uncharacterized. Lineage: Eukaryota; Viridiplantae; Streptophyta; Magnoliopsida; Ranunculales; Papaveraceae. Bases 2536 to 3594 code for a protein of 352 amino acids. The record is from RefSeq and is a predicted model, not a curated record. The transcript is spliced from 2 exons.